GUGGGGACUAACAAUUAGGGAAAACACGGACAUUCGGUUUUAAAGUUUAUGUUUUCUUUAAAAUCUUGAUUGAAGGAAAAACAAACAAAACAGUAUCUAAAACACAAACAGCAGAUAACGACAAUAAUACAACAUAAACUUAUUCUGUGGUACCGGGUCAAAGUACCCGGACAGCAGAUCAACCCUGCUGAUAAAAGUGAAGUGCACUUCAAGUUCUGGAAUGCAGACACAACGUCUUUUAUAAAAGCCUCUUUUCUCCCCUGCAGAUCAUGGUUCAGCUUUGAGACAUGGCUGAUUUUCUGGCAGACCUCUGCCACACUGACCCCCUCGACCCUUUGCCAGUUUGGGAAAAUGGCACCUUUGGACUGUGCUUUAACCAGUUGGUUCUGAAUGCAUUGCCACACGCUCUGCUUGCUGUCUCCAGUGCGUGGUACCUAAGUACCCCAAGAUGGAACAGGCGUUUGGGCUUUACAUCGUGUGGCUGGAGCUGCAGGGCUGCUGCAUCGUUCCUUCUGUCACUGCUCUUCCUUGUAGACGUCGGCGUGCUUCCCUUCCUUGGCGACCCCUCCCUCUAUCUGGUAGUGCUGGCUGAUGGAGUUUCUGCACUGGCAUGGAUCAUCCACGGGGUGGCGCUGGUGAAGCUUCAGUGGUCGGUCUAUGGAAUAACUAGGGGCCCGUCCACACUGCUGGUUCUAGCCCUCUUGCCUGUCGUUACUCUGAUCAUCACCUUAGUAUCGUACUGCCAGGAUAGCAGCUACCUUGAUCCCACGCAGCCUUUGCGGCUCUUGCGCCUGGUUCUGUUGUCGGCCCAGCUGUUUCUUCUGCUGAUCUACCUGGUUGCGUUUGCGGUUCCAUGGCAUGUAGAAGACCAUUCUCUUUCUAUCAACGACUCGGAUAGCGCACCGUUGUUGCCGGGAUCAAGCUUCUUGGGGCCGGAUGGGCAGAUCAUCGCAGAGGAUGGAAGCAGUUGGGUCUCUCGGCUCUUCUACUUGUGGUUGAACCCCUUGAUGAAAAGGGGCCAGCAGCAGGAGCUGAACAAGCCCACCGACGUCUACCUCCUCCCUAGGAAGCUCCGUACCAGAGUCAUCCGGGACCACUUUGACCGCUGCUGGGAGACGUGCAGGCAGGAAAGAGUGGAGAGCGAGGCAGCACGUCUGAACAAGAGGCUACAUGUUGCUGGGAGAAACAUCCAGAACGGGUUGUGGAGCAGGCCAGACCAACUGGAGGAUGAACGGGUAGAACACGGGACAGACGCUGAAGCCGUUGAAGAACCGGAGAUCCAGCUCCUGUGGGUCCUGCACAAGGCGUUUGGUUUGAGGUACUAUUUGCUGGGUUUGCUGAAGUUGGCUGGGAGCAUGCUGGGAUUCACGGGGCCACUCUUGCUAAACGAGCUUGUGGGUUUCAUGGAGUCCGGCAGUGCACCCAUUAGCCGCGGGGUGUGGUGCGCCUUGUGGCUCUUUGCCAGCACCUUCGUGGGGGCCGUCCUCCGGAACUGGUUCACCUUCGAAGUUCUGAAGGUCUCCCUGUCAGUCCGUGCCUCUGUCAUCUCCGCCAUCUACCACAAGGCCUUGCAGGUCAGUAGCACCACCCUGGCACGCUUCAGCCUGGGUGAGGUGGUCAACUUCAUGAGCACGGACACCGACCGUCUGAUCAACUUCUUCCCCAGCUUCCACGAGUUGUGGAGCCUGCCCGUCCAGUUCGCCAUCACUCUGUACCUGCUCUACCUGCAGGUGGGCGUGGCGUUCCUGGGCGGGCUGGCCCUGGCACUGCUGCUGGUGCCUCUCAACAAGGUCAUCGCCAGCCGCAUCAUGGAGAACAACAAGCACAUGCUCAGGCACAAGGAUGCCCGUGUCAAGCUGAUGACUGAGAUCCUGUUUGGCAUGCGUGUGAUAAAGUUCUACACAUGGGAGAAGUACUUUCAUAAGAAGAUCUCUGCCUGCAGGAGGGAGGAGCUGGCGAGGCUGAAGACCAUAAAAUACCUGGAUGCUGUCUGUGUUUACACCUGGGCUGCACUGCCUGUAGUCAUCUCUAUCCUCACUUUCAUCACAUAUGUACUGCUUGGCCACGAGUUGACUGCAGCCAAGGUUUUCACUGCCCUGGCACUGGUUGGCAUGCUGAUCCUGCCCCUCAAUAACUUCCCCUGGGUUGUGAACGGGACAUUAGAGGCCAAGGUGUCUCUGGAUCGAAUCCAGCGCUUCCUCCAGCUAUCGGACCAAGAUUUAAACUCCUAUUACAGCCUUGUGGCUCCUGAGGAUCCGCAGACAACCAUUGAGAUGAAGAGGGCCACCUUCUCCUGGGCUGCUCAAGAAGCCAGUGAUCCCCCGGAGACCUUCUCAGGGGACUGCCGUGCGAAGCGGAGUCUGCAGCUCUGCAGCCUGAACCUCCUCAUCAAGAAGGGGGCGCUGGUGGCUGUUGUUGGCAAGGUGGGUUGUGGGAAGAGCUCCCUGCUUGCAGCCAUUACAGGAGAACUCAACAGGUGUGAGGGGGUAGUGUAUGUGCAGGGGCGAGACCAGGGAUUCGGCCUGGCCAUGCAGGAGCCCUGGAUCCAGCAUGCCACUGUCCAGGAAAACAUCCUCUUCGGCAAGCACUACAACGCCCGCUUCUACCAGGCUGUCAUUGAGGCCUGUGCACUCACUGAUGACCUGAAAAUGUUACCAUCAGGGGACCAGACUGAAGUUGGUGAAAAUGGAGUGACUCUCAGUGGGGGACAGAAGGCUCGGCUGGCUCUGGCCAGAGCUGUUUAUAUGGAAAAGGACAUCUACCUUCUUGAUGAUCCACUGGCUGCUGUUGAUGCCGAUGUAGCCAAUCACCUCCUGGAGAAGUGCAUUCUGGGAAUCCUCAAGCACAAGACCACAAUCCUUUGUACCCACCGCAUUGAGUUCCUGGAAAAGGCAGAUGUCGUUGUUCUAAUGGAUGAUGGGAAAAUUGUCAAAACAGGUACCCCUGCCGAAAUUCUCCCUCUGGUUGAAGCCGUUCCCAAAGCCAGGAAGAAUAAUGAGAACAAAAAGGAAAAAGACAGUGUUCAGAGUGAGCAGGAGCUGGAGCAGCCCCCAGAGCAGACCCCCAUAGUGGACAGCCUCAUUGAGGAGGAGCAGAAGCAGACGGGCGCCGUGGCGCUGAAGGUCUACAAUGCAUACUGGCUGGCAGUGGGCAGCUGCCUGGCUUUCUCCAUCCUCUUCUCUCUAUUACUCAUGCAAUCCUCCAAGAACAUCUCAGAGUGGUGGCUGUCCAACUGGAUAUCAAGUCUGAAGAAGCAGGACAACACCUCCAAGAGUGACCUCUCUUCUGCUGACCUUUCACCCCGGUUACUGCUUUUCUCUCCCGGAGGUCUAUUGUACCCCGUUACCCUUUCAGAAACAGACACCCUCACACACAACAGCACCUCGGACCUGAAAUUCUACCUCACCGUGUAUGGCUCCAUCGCAGCGGCAAAUUCCAUCUUCACAGCCGUCCGCGCGUUUCUCUUUGCUUACGGAGCCAUCUGUGCUGCAACAGCCAUUCACAAAAGACUGUUAGACCGAGUCCUGAAGGCGACUGUGACAUUCUUCGACACCACUCCGCUGGGCCGCAUCAUAAACCGCUUCUCUACGGAUGUGUGCAGCGUGGACGACACGUUGCCCUUCGUCCUCAACAUCCUGCUGGCCAACCUGUUCGGGCUGCUGGGCAUGCUGGUGGUGAUGAGCUACGGGCUGCCCUGGAUCCUGCUGGUCCUGGUGCCGCUGGGCGUCCUCUACUACUACAUCCAGCACUACUACCGGCACACCUCCCGAGAGCUCAAGCGCCUCUACAGCCUCACGCUCUCCCCCAUCUACACCCAGUUCUCAGAGACACUGACCGGGCUGAGCACCAUCCGGGCAAGCCGGGCCGCACCCAGGUUUGAGCUGGAGAACGAGAAUCGUCUGGAGAGCAACCAGCGGUGUCUGUUCGCCAGCAACUCUGCCAUGCAGUGGCUGGACAUGAGGCUGCAGAUGAUUGGAGUUGCCGUGGUUACCGCCAUUGCUGCGAUCGCGGUUAUCCAGCACCAGAUGAAAUCUGUCGAUCCAGGUCUGGUUGGCCUGGCUCUGUCGUACGCCCUGUCAGUCACCACCCUGCUCUCAGGACUCAUCUUCAGCUUCACGCAGACCGAGACUCAGCUGGUGAGUGUGGAGCGGACGGAGGAGUACUCCACAGACACCCCCAUCGAGCCGCAGGAGGGGCUUAUCCAGGUGGCCCCUGAGUGGCCUCAACAGGGGCUGAUCGAGUUCCAGGGGGCAGUGCUGGUGUACCGGCCCGGUCUCCCAAAUGCCUUGGAUGGGGUGGACCUGCUUAUCCAGCCUGGGGAGAAGGUGGGGAUCGUGGGUCGCACAGGCUCGGGGAAGUCCACCAUGUUCCUGGCGCUGUUUCGCAUGAUGGAGCUGAGCGAAGGGCAGAUCCUCAUUGAUAACAUUGCCACCCACAUGGUCGGGCUGCAAGAGCUCAGGUCAAAGCUGGCUAUCAUCCCUCAGGACCCCUUCCUGUUCAGCGGAACGGUCCGGGAGAACCUGGACCCCUGGGGCCGGCACUCUGAGGCUGUGCUGCUGGACGUGCUGGAGCAGUGCCACCUGAGAGAGGUCGUCGCACGCAUGGGUGGGCUGGGAGUAGGAGUCGGGGAGAAAGGGAAGAGCCUGUCUGUGGGGCAGAGGCAGCUGGUGUGCCUGGCCAGAGCACUGCUGACACAAGCCAAGGUUUUGUGUAUUGAUGAAGCUACAGCCAGCGUGGACCAGAAAACUGACAAAAUCCUCCAGCAAACCAUCCGGGAGAAAUUCAAAGACAAGACUGUCCUUACAAUCGCUCACAGGUUGAACACUAUCAUGGAUUCGGACAAGGUGCUGGUGAUGCAUGCUGGGAAGGUAGUGGAGUUUGACACCCCAAAGGUUCUGUGCCAGAGAGAGGAUUCUUUCUUCUACAAGUUGGUCCAUAGCAGGGUGGAGUGAGUUCUCAACAGAGGACUGGGACAUUCACAAGAACCCACUAACUGAAGAGUGGGCUAGCCAGCCGCAAAGGAUCGGUUCAGUGCUGGCAGGCUGUACUCUUCACUGCUGGGUGGUAAGGCUAUUAUAAUUGGAUAAAGCAGAGAAUGCUCCACAUCCAAGGAAGCUGACCCAGCUUGUGAACUCAAGGUCCUUUGGGUUAUUUACUCUGUUGUUAAUUGGGUUUUAAUCCCUUGUAAUAUUAUUUUACAGUCUGAUAGCAGAAUACUGUCACUCACUCAUUUACACUAGAUGUUAACCGAGGGCUUUUACACAGAUUAUUGUAAGAUGUAGUUGAUGAAGUAAACCGAGCCCUAAGUAACAGAUACAUGGAUCAUGUGCAGUGUAAUCAAGCCCAAGAAUAUACCCUCAGUUUGUUGAGAUGCAUUCGCUAGUCUGUGAAAUUGAUCUGGGCCGUGUGAGUGAAUUCGGUCAGAUGAAUCUGAACGGGAUAUUAUGAGAUACAUUAGUCAUGAUUUUUUUUUUUUCCUUUUUAAAAUUCCUUAGUUUUUUAAUCUGUACCAAUUGAAUUAAUAAUUAUAUACAGUAUAACUGGACUGGUCAAUCGUGUUUUCAUUGGAAUUACUGUGCAAAGCAACAUUACUUUUUAAAACUCUAAGUCUGGGUUGACAAGUGCAUAAAUACACAAAAAUAAAAGUGCACAAGGGCAAAAUUAAGGGAUUUAAACAAAAAAAAAACCAGUACA
Polyodon spathula (Mississippi paddlefish) is the source of this 5694-nucleotide messenger RNA. It is a transcript of the gene abcc10, whose product is annotated as ATP-binding cassette, sub-family C (CFTR/MRP), member 10. Gene Ontology annotation, biological process: transmembrane transport. Lineage: Eukaryota; Metazoa; Chordata; Actinopteri; Acipenseriformes; Polyodontidae. The record is from RefSeq and is a predicted model, not a curated record. Bases 288 to 4952 code for a protein of 1554 amino acids. The transcript is spliced from 23 exons. Gene Ontology annotation, cellular component: membrane. Gene Ontology annotation, molecular function: ATP hydrolysis activity; ABC-type transporter activity; ATP binding.